UCUGGCGCCUGAAACGCUAUGAUUUUCAAACGGGGGUCGCACUCACUACACUCCGUUCUUUUCCGGUAACGCUCACCCUCUUAUCGUGUACCUGCGUAUAUUGUCCAAGGGUUUAAAUUGUUCAUUUUAAACGCCGACCAUAUAUCCCUGUCGGACAAAGGAGGGGAAAAUGGCUGAACCACUGAAGAUAAAUUUCUUCGAGAACCAGUCACUGGAGAAGGAUCCCCAACGCAUGCCAGUGGAGAGGAUCUAUCAGAAGAAGACUCAGUUGGAGCACAUUUUGCUCCGACCUGAUUCUUACAUCGGCUCAGUAGAGACUGUCACCCAGCAAAUGUGGGUGUAUGACGAAGAUGUUGGAAUGAACUGCCGGGAUGUAACGUUCGUACCGGGGCUUUACAAGAUUUUUGAUGAGAUCCUUGUAAAUGCUGCGGACAACAAGCAGAGAGAUAAGAAUAUGUCCUGCAUCAAAAUCAACAUUGAUGUUGAAAACAACACCAUCAGCAUAUGGAAUAAUGGCAAGGGGAUCCCAGUGGUGGAGCACAAGGUGGAGAAAGUGUUUGUACCUGCACUCAUCUUUGGACAGCUCCUCACCUCUAGUAACUAUGACGACGAUCAGAAGAAAGUCACUGGUGGGCGUAAUGGUUACGGUGCCAAGUUGUGCAACAUCUUCAGCACCAAGUUCACUGUUGAGACAGCCUGUAGAGAAUCAAAGAAGACCUUUCGACAGACGUGGUACGACAACAUGGGCAGAACCGAGGAAGCUACCAUCAAAUCCUUUGAUGGAGAGGAUUUCACCUGCAUCACCUUUCGGCCUGAUCUGCCCAAGUUUAAGAUGAGAAUCCUGGAUAAAGACACGGUGGCCCUGAUGACCAGGAGGGCCUACGACAUCGCCGGAUGUACCAAGGGUGUCCGCGUGUUCUUCAACAGCAAAAGACUUCCUGUUACAGAUUUCCGCAGUUACGUCAACUUGUAUGUGAAGGACAAAGUGAGCGAGACGGGGAAUGAGCUGACGGUGGUUCAUGAGGUUGUCAAUGGGCGCUGGGAGGUUUGCCUCACCGUGAGCGAGAAGGGCUUCCAGCAAGUCAGCUUUGUCAACAGCAUUGCCACAACCAAGGGUGGCAGGCACACCGAUUACGUGGCCGAUCAGGUAGUGAGCAAGCUCAUUGAUGUUGUGAAGAAGAAGAACAAAGCUGGUGUGGCGGUCAAACCAUUCCAGGUGAAAAACCACAUGUGGCUAUUUGUCAACUGCCUGAUUGAGAACCCCACGUUUGACUCUCAGACCAAAGAGAACAUGACUCUGCAACAUAAGAACUUUGGCUCCACGUGCCCGCUCGGCGAGAAGUUCAUCAAACAGGCCACCGGCUGCGGAAUUGUCGAAAAUAUCAUGAACUGGGUGAAGUUCAAAGCUCAGCUGCAGCUCAACAAGAAGUGCUCGGCAGUCAAACACACCAAAAUCAAAGGGGUGCCCAAGCUGGAUGACGCCAACGAUGCAGGUGGCAAGAACUCCAUCGGUUGCACGUUGAUCCUCACUGAGGGAGACUCGGCCAAGACUCUGGCCGUGUCUGGCCUGGGUGUGGUCGGCAGGGAUCGCUAUGGCGUCUUCCCUCUGAGAGGAAAAAUGCUCAACGUGCGAGAGGCCUCGCACAAACAGAUUAUGGAGAAUGCCGAGAUCAACAACGUCAUCAAGAUCCUUGGUCUGCAGUACAAAAAGAACUAUAGUGACCCAGAUUCACUCAAGACCUUGCGCUAUGGCAAGAUCAUGAUCAUGACGGAUCAGGAUCAAGACGGCUCCCACAUUAAAGGUCUGUUCAUCAAUUUCAUCCACCACAACUGGCCGUCGUUGCUGCGCCACAACUUCCUGGAAGAGUUCAUCACGCCAAUCAUCAAAGCAUCAUACAAGAAAUCCCAGCUGUCAUUCUACAGUAUCCCAGAGUUCAAUGAAUGGAAGGAGAGCCAGUCUAACUACAAAUCUUGGAAAAUCAAAUACUACAAAGGUUUGGGAACUAGCACGUCGCAGGAGGCCAAGGAGUAUUUCUCUGACAUGCAGAGACACCGUAUUCCAUUCAAAUACUCUGGGCCAGAAGACGACGAAGCCAUCACCCUUGCCUUUAGCAAGAAAAAAGUGGACGAACGCAAAGAGUGGCUCACCAAUUUCAUGGUCAAUAGACGCCACCGGAAGGAGCACAACCUGCCCGAGGAGUAUCUGUACGGCCGGUCCACAACGCAUCUCUCCUACAAUGACUUUGUCAACAAGGAGCUGGUACUCUUCUCCAACUCUGACAACGAGAGGUCCAUUCCCUGCCUGGUGGAUGGGCUGAAGCCUGGCCAGAGGAAGGUACUGUUCUGCUGCUUCAAGAGAAAUGACAAGCGGGAAGUGAAGGUGGCCCAGUUGGCUGGUUCUGUGGCUGAGAUGUCAGCGUAUCAUCAUGGGGAGGCUUCUCUGAUGAUGACCAUUAUUGGAUUAGCCCAGAACUUUGUGGGAAGCAACAACUUGAACUUGUUGCAGCCUCUUGGGCAGUUUGGAACAAGGCUGCACGGUGGCAAGGACUCUGCCAGCCCCCGUUACAUUUUCACCAUGCUCAGCCCCCUGGCCCGCCUUCUUUUCCCACCCACCGACGAUAAUCUGCUGACGAACAAUUAUGACGACAACCAGCGUGUGGAACCCGAGUGGUACAUACCCAUCCUUCCCACCGUUCUGAUCAACGGCUCUGACGGUAUUGGCACAGGCUGGGCCAGCAGAAUCCCCAACUAUGACAUCCGAGAGAUUGUCGGCAAUAUUAAACGCUUGCUGAACAACGAGGAUAUGCUACCCAUGCUCCCGAACUAUAAAGGCUUCAAAGGUACCAUUGAUCAGCUGAUAGACAACCAGUACAUGGUCUGUGGAGAGCUGGCGAUCAUUGACUCAACCACCAUUGAGAUCUCGGAGUUGCCCGUCAAAACCUGGACACAGACAUACAAGGAGAACGUUCUGGAGCCGAUGCUGAACGGCAGCGAGAAGGUUCCGGCUCUGAUCACAGACUAUAAGGAAUACCACACCGACACCACUGUGCGUUUUGUGAUCAAGAUGACCGAGGACAAGCUGCGGGAGGUCGAGGCCGUGGGACUCCAUAAAGUCUUCAAGCUGCAGAAUCCUCUCACUUGCAAUUCCAUGGUUCUGUUUGACCACGUGGGCAGCCUGAAGAAGUACGAUUCUGCGGAGGAAAUUCUCAAAGACUUCUUUAAGUUGAGGUUGAAGUACUACAACCUGAGAAAGGAUUGGCUCUUGGGCAUGUUGGGGGCAGAGAGUGCCAAGCUCACCAACCAGGCCCGUUUCAUCCUGGAGAAAAUCCAGGGCACCCUGGUCAUUGAGAACAAACCAAAGAAGGAACUGAUUCGCAUGCUGCAGCAGAUGGGUUAUGACUCGGACCCAGUCAAAGCCUGGAAACGGGCCGAAAACAAGAAUGCGGAGGAGGAUCUGGAGGAAGCCCCGGAGGAGGAGGAGGACACGAGUGGGCCCGACUACAGCUACCUGCUCAGCAUGCCCAUGUGGUUCCUGACCAAGGAGAAGAAGGAGGAGCUCUGCAAGCAGAGAGAUGCUAAGAUGACAGAGUUGAACGCACUGAAGGAAAAGACUGCAACUGACUUGUGGAAAGACGAUCUUGCUGCCUUUAUGGAAGAACUGGAGCGCGUUGAAGCCAAAGAGAAGGAGGUUGCCACAUUGCCCGUCAAAAAGACUUCCAAAGGCAAAGCGGUGAAGCUGACGGCCAAAACAGAAACUCUGCCCACGCCGCAGGGCCGCCGUGUCACCCCACGCAUCACCAGCGCCAUGAUAGCCGAGGCGAGCAGGAAGGCCGACCUCCUCAAAGGAGAACGCAAGAGAGGCAGAAAUGUCAAGACUGAAGAUGUGAAGAUGGAAUUUGGGGACGACGAGGAGGAAGACGGUCUGCCUGCACGGUUGACAACGAGGACCAAAGCAACCUCACAAGUCAAAGGAUCAAAAUUGGGCAAGCAGACCACCCUUCAGUUCAAGCCGGUUGCCAAGAAGUCCAAAAAGAAUGAGACAUCAGAGGAGGAGGAGAGUGACAGUCGGUCUGAAAGUGGAAUGGAGGUCGAGGAUGUUGCUGCCCCAAGAGAAAGAAUUCAACGCAAACCUAAAGUUGCCAUCAAGUACCCCAUGUUUGAUAGCGAUGAUGAGUUUGAUGGCUGUGUGAAGAGUGACGCUCGGAAAGAAAAAGCUGUCAUCAGCGAUGACGAAGACACUAGCUUUGUCCCUGACCCGGACAGUGACCUGGAUUCUCCCAAAGUACCAGAGCCUGUGAAGAAAGUGACAAAGGCUAAACCAACAGCUCAUAAACAACUUGGAAGCAAAUUGAGCUCAGCUCAGUCUGACAAACAGGAGGCUGCCACAGCGGCUUUGGUUCAGCCCAAGACCAAACGGGCUGCUCCAAAGAAAGCCGUCGCAUCCAAGAAAGCUGCAGAUGUGAAGCAGCCAUCCAUCGUGGAUGCUCUGUCCAAACCCAAACCUUCAUCAAGUGCCAUGUCCAAGAGUAUUCCCUCGUUUGACUCUAAGGGCGAGGCCAAAGUACAGAAGCCGAAAUCUGCCCCCAAACGCAAACAAGUGAUCAGUGACGACUCUGACAGCGACCCAGGGGACCUCAUGUCGCGCGUUAUGGCCAAAAUAUCCACUGGAGCCAAGAAAAAAGGAAGGAAGUGGAGUGAUGAUGAUGAAAGCUUCCAGAUUUCGGACAAGGAAUCCGCAGCUCCAAAAGCUGCGGCAGCACAGGCCAAACCGAGUAGAGCCAGGAAGCCUGUUUGCUACAACUUUGACUCUGAUUCUGACUAAGUCAGUGUUCACAUUUUGUAUUUUGUUCUUCCUGGGUUUUAAACGUGUACCCAAGUGUAAAUAUUUCGUUGUCG
Molecule: messenger RNA, 4896 nt
Organism: Hippocampus zosterae (dwarf seahorse)
Lineage: Eukaryota; Metazoa; Chordata; Actinopteri; Syngnathiformes; Syngnathidae
Gene: top2a
Product: DNA topoisomerase II alpha
Exons: 35
Coding region: 170-4822 (1550 amino acids)
Biological process (GO): resolution of meiotic recombination intermediates; DNA topological change; sister chromatid segregation
Cellular component (GO): nucleus
Molecular function (GO): DNA binding; ATP binding; DNA topoisomerase type II (double strand cut, ATP-hydrolyzing) activity
Source: RefSeq, a predicted model, not a curated record